Molecule: messenger RNA, 4285 nt
Organism: Physcomitrium patens
Lineage: Eukaryota; Viridiplantae; Streptophyta; Bryopsida; Funariales; Funariaceae
Product: phospholipid-transporting ATPase 3
Biological process (GO): Golgi vesicle budding; phospholipid translocation
Cellular component (GO): trans-Golgi network; plasma membrane
Molecular function (GO): ATPase-coupled intramembrane lipid carrier activity; ATP binding; ATP hydrolysis activity
Source: RefSeq, a predicted model, not a curated record
CGUUCGUCGUCAUGCCCUGUCCUGCCUCCCCCCUCGGCUUCCCCUUUACCUCACUCCCUCCUCCUCGUCCUCUUUCUCUCCCCCCUCCAUUCCAUCAAUUCCAGUGUUGUUGAUCAGAUUAUUCCUUGCAAGCCCACACUCCCCCUCUCCCCUCCUCCUCCUUCUCUCCCUUCUGCGCUGCUCUUUCUGAGUUUGUUUGGCCCCCUGUGCCACUCUUGUGCUGCACAGGAGGUGUGUUGAUGCUGCAGGCCACUUGCGCACUUGGCGUGAUCCAUUUUCAUUAGGGUUUGGGAAAGAGAGUAUGGGGGAGGUGGAACAGGAUCUGUAAGUGCACGGCAGCAGCAGCUGGUCGCUAUGUCGAUGGCGGGCGCAGAUGAUGGAUAUGCGGAUCACCGCACGCUCUACUGCAAUGAUCCGGAUCCAGCUCGCCACAAGCCAUUUAAAUUUGUGAACAAUUCGGUUUCGACAACGAAAUACAAUAUAUUUACUUUUUUCCCGAAGGGUCUGUUUGAACAGUUUCGGCGUGUGGCUAAUCUGUAUUUUCUGAUGAUAGCAAUUUUAUCAUCAACUCCUGUCAGUCCUGUGCAGCCAGUUACCAAUAUUGUUCCGCUGGUUUUGGUUCUUUCUGUUUCACUUAUCAAGGAGGCCUUCGAGGAUCACAAACGAUGGAUGAAUGACAAGGUGGUAAAUUCGAGCUUGGUUGAUAGGCUCGAGGGGAGGAUGUGGGCGAGGGUUCCAUGGAGCGAGGUUAAAGUUGGGGAUCUUGUUCGGGUAACGCAAGACCAGUUUUUCCCAGCGGACCUGCUACUACUUGCAAGCACAAACGCGGAUGGUGUCUGCUACAUCGAGACUUCAAAUUUGGAUGGAGAAACAAACCUCAAGAUUAGAAAAGCACUUGAGCGAACUUGGGAUUAUAUUGAUGAAAAGAAAGCUGUGGAUUUCAGAGGUGUAAUUGUCUGCGAGCACCCGAACAAUUCGCUCUACACCUUUACUGGCAACCUCGAAAUCAGCAAACAAACAAUUCCAAUUACUCCAAAUCAGAUUCUUCUUCGUGGAUGUAGCUUACGAAACACGGCAUCUAUUGUUGGCGCAGUGACAUUCACUGGGCAUGAGACAAAGGUGAUGAUGAAUUCCAUGGAUGUGCCAUCAAAGCGCAGCACGUUGGAGCUAAAGUUGGAUAUGUUAAUUUUGCUGCUAUUCGGGAUACUAUUCUCGAUUUGUUUUAUUGGGGCAAUUGGCAGCGGCGUGUUUAUCAGCACGGAAUAUUGGUAUUUGGGAUUGAUUCUUCCUGGCAUUGAAGGGCAGUAUGAUCCUGGGAAUAAGUUUCUGGUGGUGAUAUUGACAUUUUUUACUCUUUUGACCCUAUAUGCAAAUAUCAUUCCCAUUUCCUUAUACGUGUCUAUUGAGAUGAUCAAAUUCAUACAGUCAAAUUGGUUCAUCAAUAACGAUGCUUCUAUGUAUCAUGAAGAGAGUAACACACCUGCCUUGGCACGCACAUCAAACCUGAAUGAGGAGCUCGGCCAGAUUGAAUAUAUAUUUUCGGACAAGACAGGUACUCUGACGAGGAAUUUGAUGGAUUUUUUCAAGUGCUCCAUAGCUGGGACCAUGUACGGGACGGGGAUUACAGAAAUUCAAAGAGCAGCUGCACGUCGAAAUGGUUCACUGCUCGAAGAGAUUUCAAGAUCAGAAGAUGCUAUAUGUGAGAAAGGCUUUAACUUCGAUGACAGGAGGCUGAUGAAAGGCCAAUGGCGUAAUGAGAGUAACGCAGAUGUUUGCCUGGAGUUCUUCAGAUGUUUGGCCAUCUGUCAUACUGUGCUUCCUGAGGGCGGAGACACUCCUGAUAGCACCACUUAUCAAGCAGCCUCUCCUGACGAAGCUGCUCUAGUCACUGCCGCCAAAAACUUUGGUUUUUUUUUCUAUUUGCGGUCACCAACCGCAAUUCGUGUGCGUGAGGCUCAUGUUGAGAAGCUUCACAAACUGCAAGAUGUAGAGUACGAGAUUCUGAAUGUUUUGGAGUUCAACAGCGUUCGGAAGCGGCAAUCUGUGAUUUGCCGAUAUCCAGAUGGUCAACUUGUGUUGUAUUGCAAAGGUGCUGAUACAGUGAUAUACGAAAGAAUGGCCGAAGGUGCAAGUAACCAGUACAGGGAGGUCACGCGUGACCAUCUUGAAAAGUUCGGUGCUGAUGGGCUUCGAACCCUAUGUUUGGCGUAUCGUCGUUUGACUGCUGAGGUUUACGAAAGUUGGAAUGAAAAGUUCAUUCAGGCCAAAUCAGCACUACGGGACAGGGAAAAGAAAAUAGAUGAGGUUGCAGAACUUAUCGAAAAAGAUCUAAUUUUACUUGGUUGUACUGCAAUUGAAGAUAAAUUGCAAGAAGGAGUUCCUAACUGCAUUGAAACCCUGUCAAGAGCUGGCAUCAAAAUAUGGAUGUUGACUGGUGACAAGCUGGAAACGGCCAUCAACAUCGCAUAUGCUUGCAGUCUUGUCAACAACGAAACGAAACAGUUCGUGUUGAACUCAGAUGUGAAAGAAAUCCGAGACAUUGAAGACAGGGGUGAUGCUGUGAUGACUGCUCAAGCUGUGAGUUCUCUUGUAAAGCAGCGCAUGGAGGAAUAUCUUGAUGAGGCUGAGAGGGUCGCUGAUGAUGUGGAUAUGGCUCUUGUUAUUGAUGGAAGAUGUCUUAUGUAUGCUUUGGAUCCACUUAUUGGUCGAGGAACAUUGCUCAAGCUGUGCAUGCUGUGCAAAGCAGUAGUAUGCUGCCGAGUUUCACCUUUGCAAAAAGCGCAGGUGACAACACUCAUCAAGGACGAUGCUAAGAAGAUUACCUUGAGCAUUGGUGAUGGAGCCAAUGAUGUUAGUAUGAUUCAGGCUGCUCACAUUGGAGUAGGAAUUAGUGGGCAAGAGGGAAUGCAAGCUGUGAUGGCAAGCGACUUUGCAAUUGCCCAAUUUCGAUAUCUGAAGGAAUUGCUUUUGGUGCAUGGGAGAUGGUCCUAUAUUCGAAUAACAAAGGUGGUUGCGUAUUUCUUCUAUAAGAAUCUGGCUUUUACACUUACUCAGUUCUGGUUUACACUCUACACGGGAUUUUCGGGCCAACGUUUUUAUGAUGACUGGUUUCAGUCCCUCUACAAUGUUCUCUUCACCGCUCUUCCAGUGAUCGUUGUUGGUAUCUUCGACCAGGACGUGAAUGCGAAGACAUCUAUCAAAUUUCCAGAGUUGUAUAAAGCAGGAAUAUAUAAUCUGUUUUUCAAGUGGCGUGUGAUUAUGCUGUGGCUUGUAGGUGCUACUUAUCAGUCGCUGGUGUUCUUCUAUUUUCCGAUUUCUGUCGCCCAGAGUGCCCAGAAUUAUUCAGCAAGAAUGCUUGGAGUCUGGGACGUAUCUACUCUGGCUUACACUUGUAUAUUAAUGACAGUUAAUCUACGUCUUAUGAUGGCCUCCUCAUCUCUGACUAAGUGGCACCUUAUUAGCGUUGGUGGCAGUAUCGGAGGUUGGUUUGUGUUUGCUUCUGUGUACUCUGGGAUCCAGGUUAGCUUCAUACAGGAGAACAUUUACUGGGUGAUGUUUACUUUGUUAGGCACCUGGUUCUUUUGGUUUCUCUUGCUGUUGGUUCCCGUUGUUGCUUUAUCUUUGGAUCUUCUUGUUUUACUUUUUCAACGCUGGUUCUUUCCAUAUGACUUUCAAAUUCUGCAAGAGCAUGGUAAAUUUGACAGUGACGACUAUGAAAGCCGUACAUUGCUUGAUCAUCGACCAUCAACUGUAGAAGAACAGAGGAGAAUUCAGAUGGCACAACUUCCAAAAGAAAGAUCUAAACACACAGGUUUCUCGUUUGAUUCGCCUGGAUUUGAGUCUUUCUUCGCUCAGCAAUCUGGUGUGCCUCCACCAGCGAAGUCGUGGGAUAUUGCACGUCGUGCUAGUAUGAAACACCCCCGUCAGAGCACAGGAAGAAAAUCCCGACAUUGAAAUUCUACUUAGAUUUUCCCAUGGAGGUCAGUGGAUCUAUUGCACGGUUGUUUCACUGGUUUUCAUCUGCUAGCCAACCGCUCUAGAGCAGGGACUUGCGAAAUUUAGUUCCGAAUUCAGUUAACCUUGUCCAUUGCCAGUUCUUCGCCUUCAGGGUCGGAAUCGGGCUAUCUAAAAGAUCUGUGGAAAGAUACUUUUGAGGAAUUCAUUUCCGUUCCUUCAGUGCAUUGUUGAAGUGCAUAGGUACACUUAUUUCUUAGUUUAUUUUUACAAAAUGAGAUGCUCAGUGUUGCGCCUUGAGUGAAAACACGUGCCGUGUAACAUUUAUCUA